This is a messenger RNA of Poecilia latipinna (sailfin molly), 2756 nucleotides long. RefSeq names its product tyrosine kinase, non-receptor, 1 (gene tnk1). The transcript is spliced from 13 exons. The record is from RefSeq and is a predicted model, not a curated record. Gene Ontology annotation, molecular function: ATP binding; protein tyrosine kinase activity. The coding region runs from base 319 to 2433 and encodes 704 amino acids. Gene Ontology annotation, biological process: protein phosphorylation. NCBI's taxonomy places the organism in Eukaryota, Metazoa, Chordata, Actinopteri, Cyprinodontiformes, Poeciliidae.
CACUGUUACACUCUUAUGCUUCCAGACAAACUGUUUGGACUUUGUACUCAGACUGAAGCUGAAAAUUACUCCCCCCACAUGAAGGGCUUUUUGUUAGGUUUCCACGGCAACGUUACGAAGCGAGACCUCGGGGGAAGUUUAAUCAAACCGGGUCGAUUUUCGAGGAGAAUCGCUGACACAAAACGCGGUUUCUAAUCAGUUGCUUUUGGUCGUGAUGCAGAAGAUUCAGUGGAAGAAGCCGCAUGACCAGAAGUGUGAAUAUUUGAGUGUUUUUACACGCCUCUGUCUUCCUGCCUGCAGGCUUGUGUGGGCCAGGACAUGCUGAUGGACCAGGACACUCAGUGGCUGCACCAGCUGCUGGCUGAAGUCCAGCUGGAGAAGUUCUACGUCCGCGUCCGAGACGGCCUCAACAUUACCCGCGUGGAGCACUUCAACUAUGUCAAGGAGUCCGACCUGGAGUACAUCGGAAUCAGCAAGCCAGCACAAAGGCGAUUAUGGGAAGCCCUGAAACGCUACAAGACGGCUUCACGCUCACGGGGAUGGAUUCCCAGGAUGUUCAACAGUCGAGACGGAGGGGAACAGUCCGGCCCAGUUCAGCCGCAGGAGAGGACUGCGCCUCGUCUGAUCCAGGACAGUGAGCUGGUUCUGGGAGAGAAGUUGGGCUCGGGGUCCUUUGGGGUGGUGAAGAGGGGAGAGUGGCACACACCGGCAGGCAGAGUGCUCCCUGUGGCUGUCAAAUCGCUGAGGAGCAGCAGGUCCACGCAGGCCGACACACUCACAGACUUCCUGCAGGAAGUCACCACCAUGCAGUCCCUGGACCACCCCAACAUCAUCCGGCUCUACGGCGUGGUCCUCACGCAGCCCCUCAAGAUGGUAACAGAGCUGGCCUUUCUGGGCUCAUUAUACGACACCCUGCGGGCGCGGCAGUUCGAGUACCCGCUGCUGCGCCUCUGGCUCUUUGCCACCCAGAUUGCGGCAGGUAUGGACUACCUGGAGACCCGGAGAUUCAUCCACAGGGACUUGGCUGCCAGAAACGUGCUGCUGUCCUCCAAGGAGGCGGUGAAGAUCGGAGAUUUCGGUCUGAUGCGAGGCCUGAGUCAGGAGACGAACCAUUACAUCAUGGGAGCACACAGGAGGAUCCCGUUUGCAUGGUGUGCCCCCGAAAGUCUCCGAAUCGGCUCCUUUUCCCAUGCCUCUGACGUCUGGAUGUUUGGUGUCACCAUGUGGGAAAUGUUCACCUACUGCGAAGAGCCUUGGUUUGGUCUCUCAGGCAGACAGAUAUUGUUGCGAGUGGAGCAGGAAGGUGAGCGACUGGAGAAGCCGCCAGACUGUCCUCAGGAGCUGUACGUCGUCAUGAGGAAGUGUUGGGCCGUCAACCCCGCCGACAGGCCCAGCUUUGCCGAUCUCAUUAAAAUGCUGGCAGAGGCUAAGCCGGCACAGUUCCAAGCAACGACAGAAUUUUCAGAGCCCAGAAAACUUUCUCUCGCUCCGAACGACACUGUGACGGUCAUAGACCACGGGACAGGGAGUUUAUUGUCUUUUAUUGAGUUCCGCUAUGCACUGACCUUUGACCUGUUGUCAGUCAACAUGCAGUACACGUCUUGUGAAUUGGCACCCUGGUGUUCUCAUGCCUGCAGCAAAAGCAGCUGGAGGAUGGGAUCUGCCAGGGAUCGGGAGGCAACCAACCUGCAGAAAAUGGCAGGUAUGUCUCAGAGCCUGGAGUCGGUGCUAAGUGGCAGUCGCCCCAAGCCUCAGACCUCAGGGCCUUUCAGAGUGGAUCAACAGGGCCGACUCAUAGCCCCCGCCAUGGUCGCCCAGAGCGUGAUGGUGCAGAAGGAUCCGCGGCGCUUGAGUGAGGCCAACCUCCCUGCGCCUCCUCGGCCACCGCUGCCCAACCUGGCGCGCGUGAACCAGAGGAACCAGAGGAAACCCCCGGCUCAGGCGCCGGCGCCCUCACCCUGGCCUUCACAAAUGAUCCUGUCCCCGCCGCCGCAGCAGACACAACCCCCGGUUCAAUUCCCUCCUCAGCAGGGCAACCUGGUUAAAAUGUCCCAGAUGGCGCGUUCAACGCCGCAGCUGGAUGACGACCAAAGGGAGAGAUCGAGGGACAGAGAGAAAUUGUCUUAUACGCAAAACACAAAGGAGAGUCUGGUCGCACAGGUGAUGGAGGCGGUGCACGGCGUGACCACUGAAGAGGUGCAAAGUGCGCUUCAGUGUAACGACUGGAAUCCAAUCCGGGCUCAGCAGCAACUCAAGGUCGAGCAGCUCUACUCGCUCAGCCUCUGCUCCGCAGACAACUGUGUGAAGAUCCUGACCAAACACCAGUGGAACCUGGAGCUCGCCAGCAGGUACCUUCUGCGGGUGACCCGGGAGGACAGGCUCGGCACCGGAGAGAGGGACCGGCCUCAGGUUAGCGCAGAGAGACGGGUCUGAAGAGAUUCGCAGACGUCCGACUGGCCGGAGCCGGACUUCGUCAGCAACGCCAGGCUUCAAGGAGACCCCACUGCGGCACCAGGCGCUGCCAGAACCAGUUGCUUUACGACGGGAGCAGGACUCAGCCCAUCAAAGCAGAAACAUGAAGGUUUUCAAACAGGAUUUACCAGAGACUAAAAGCCUCCAACUACUGUUUUUUUUUCUACUUUUUUUGUUCUCAUUGUGCCAUUAUUUAGCACAUUUGCUUUUUUAUGUGAAUGAAUUUAUGUGUGAAUGUAAUGUUAGUCAUUCUUUUGUUGAAUAAAUAUGUAGAUAAAAAUGAA